AUGAAAUUAGAGUCGCAAGACUCUUCACCAAUAAUUGCAACAAUAAUGUCGCAAUCACAGUUCCAUCUUGAAUCCAGCGUUAUCAACUCGUCUUCAGUUAUCAAAACAGCACCACCUGGUCGUCAGCAGCAUGAGUUUUCACCAAAAAAUGAACCCAUUGAUCUGGCGCCAUUAACUCAGCCAAGUUUACAAGAUUUAUCGAAGAUGCAACCACUGGAGCAAUAUUAUCCUGGCAAUAUUAUGCCAACCUAUUCUCGUGUUUAUCAGGAUUAUACACUUAGUUUACCUCAUCCAGCUACUCAAGCUUCAAUUAUAACAGCCCCAUCUACGGCUGCAAAUCUGUAUUAUCCAGCUGUAUUUCAAGGUACUGCACCACAGGAAUGGAAUCGUUCCGUUGACAAUUACUCAUAUCAGCGAAAUAGUGCUUUACAGUAUCCUGAUGUACCUCAAGAAAGGGUGUAUAAAAAUGUUGAGAUGCCAUCACCGGUGGAUUCUGGAAUUGGUGCUGAUCUGUCGUUAAUUGCGUCUUCAAAAGAAGACUUUUAUAAUAGCACUGAAAUAUUACAAAAUGUUACUGAGCGACCUGAAAGAGCAUUAAGUCACCGAGAUUCGCCAGUUGUUAUUCCAAAAUUGUGA
Enterobius vermicularis (human pinworm) is the source of this 636-nucleotide messenger RNA. NCBI's taxonomy places the organism in Eukaryota, Metazoa, Nematoda, Chromadorea, Rhabditida, Oxyuridae. The record is from the annotation of a GenBank genome assembly.